Molecule: messenger RNA, 687 nt
Organism: Umbelopsis ramanniana AG
Lineage: Eukaryota; Fungi; Mucoromycota; Umbelopsidomycetes; Umbelopsidales; Umbelopsidaceae
Exons: 1
Coding region: 1-657 (218 amino acids)
Source: RefSeq, a predicted model, not a curated record
AUGAAAUUUACAUCCAUUGCUCUCUUGGCUUUUACCACUCUUGGUCUAGUAAACGCCGACGGUUCUCUUAAUCGUAGUGGCGGUAGCGGCUUGAGUCGUCGCGCUGAAAACUAUCCACAAUUGAAUCGCAAUGGUCAAUCCAUCAAUCCCCUGGAGAGCCUCGAAAAGCGUGCUUCUGUAUGCCCUGCUGGAGACUUUGCAUGCAGUGAUGGAAAUGGUUGCUGCCCUAACGGAUCGACCUGCGUACCUAAUACCCUAAAGUGCAACGUGGCAUGCGGUGUUUAUGAUGUGCAAUGCUCUGAUGGUGGUUGCUGCAGUGCUGGAACAUACUGCGGUGGCGAUGGAUACUGCUAUCAAAGCACUGGUUCCGGCAACGUCGGCAUUACUACCACCACUACUAGCUCAACUUCCUUGUUUGUAUUCCCGUCAACAUCUAUCGUAAUUGUGAGUUCCUUGAGCCCAACAACCACAGACCUUGCAGCAGGUGCAACCACUCUUCCUCCACCUGCCAUUUCCCACCCUUCAGUCGCUUCCUCUGCCUCUGCUGUUGCCGUUGUUACUAACAACCCUGUUUCUGGCCUAAGCGGUGCUACCACCAAGACUGUGUCUGCAGCCAGCAUUGUUCUUGUUGCUGUAGUUGCUCUCGCACAAUUGUAAUUAUUUUCUUCUACUUUGGUCAAUCCUCUG